AUGCACUUCAGUCUUGCUACGGUUCUUGCGCUUGGCGCCUCCAUCUUGGCAUCUCCGACUCCUCAAGCCAACCCUACCAACCCAGAGGACAUCGUCAUCCUUGACUUCUCUGCUCGUCAUCAAACCGACGGCUCAGUUGAUAGCGUUGGACUUCACAUCACUGGCCAUGAUGCCGAGAAUCUCUACUGUGGACAAACCGGAACGGUUGUCCUUGGCGAGAAGUAUGCUUGCGGUGACAGCAAGUACAGUUUCGCCCUAGUGAACGGCGUCUAUGACACAUGGGGGGUUCGCAUUUUUCACCAAUGGGGUGUAGCGUGA
Messenger RNA from Colletotrichum spaethianum, 318 nucleotides. Its product is annotated as effector protein PevD1. Bases 1 to 318 code for a protein of 105 amino acids. The transcript has a single exon. The record is from RefSeq and is a predicted model, not a curated record. Lineage: Eukaryota; Fungi; Ascomycota; Sordariomycetes; Glomerellales; Glomerellaceae.